Messenger RNA from Funneliformis caledonium, 158 nucleotides. NCBI's taxonomy places the organism in Eukaryota, Fungi, Glomeromycota, Glomeromycetes, Glomerales, Glomeraceae. The record is from the annotation of a GenBank genome assembly.
UUGAGAAAUCGUUAUCUGGUCUUUCAUGUAGGAUAAUUGCAAAACACUUGGGCGUUAGCAAAUCUUCUGUAUCUCGUAUUAUACAAUAUUUUCAAGAGUUUUGUUGUGUUGAAAAAGUUCCUUGUUUUAGGAAGACUGCGAUUGUUGGAUAUAGAUGA